Molecule: messenger RNA, 1293 nt
Organism: Coniosporium apollinis CBS 100218
Lineage: Eukaryota; Fungi; Ascomycota; Dothideomycetes
Exons: 2
Coding region: 1-1293 (430 amino acids)
Biological process (GO): transcription initiation at RNA polymerase II promoter; transcription open complex formation at RNA polymerase II promoter
Cellular component (GO): transcription factor TFIIE complex
Source: RefSeq, a predicted model, not a curated record
AUGGAGCACGCCCGCCUCCUCAUCCGCACCAUCGUCCGCGCCUUCUACCAGACCGAGCACGUCGUCGUCAUCGACGCGCUCGACAUCCAUAAAGCCCUCACCCUCUCCGACCUCGCCCUCAUAGUCGACAACACCAAAAACACCAAACCUCUCGGCCGCACUCUCGGUCUCCUCCGCACCGCCGGCCUCAUAUCCGUCUACGCACGCUCCGAGACCCGCCCCAACGCCCUCAAACCCACCACCCGCGAAUACUUUUACAUCGACUACCGGCGCGCCGUCGACAGCGUUAAGUUCCGGCUGUACCAGCUCGACCUCGCGAUCAAAGCGCUCGCGAAGCCCGGUGGCGCCGAGAAGAAGGAGUUCUGGUGCCGGCGGUGCGGGGCCGAGUAUUCCGCGCUGGAGGCGCAUGAUCUGAUUGAUUUUGAGACGGGAUCGUUUCGCUGCGCGAGAUGCCAGUUUGAGCUUGACGAGCGGGAGGAGGAUGGCGGGGUUAAAGGGGGUGAAGACGACGCGGUGGCGGCGUUCAACAAGCAGGUUGCGGGCCUGCUCAAGAUCCUGCAGCGCGUGGACGAGAGCGUCGUGCCUGUCGUGACCGGGGAGAUGGCCGUCGCGAAUAUGGUACCCCUGCCCCGCGAUGAGAGCCUCAACCCGACGGUCCAGAUGGAGGUGUUUGACCCCGCGCGCGCGGUCAGGCCGACGGCGGUCAAGGGCAUGGCGACGGGGCCGGAGAAGUUCGAUCUGGCCAUCACGACGGACGCGGAGAUUACGGCGCAGGAGCUUGCGGCGAAGGCGGAGAAGAAGGCGAGGAUUGCGACGCAGAAUUUGCUGCCGAGCUGGCAUACGAACAGCACGAUUACGGGCGAGGCGGUGGUCGGGGCGGUCAAGGUCGAUGAGGACGGGGCGACGCCGCUGAGGGGCGAGGACGCGGACGAUGAGGAUAAGAAGGGCGGUGAGGGAGAUGCCUACCUAGAGGAUUAUUACCGGCAGAUGAGGGAGGAGGAGCAGGCGAUAAAGGCGGCCGAGGAAGAGGCGGAAGAGGAGGAUGAGGAGGACGAGGACGAGUUCGAGGAUGUUAUACCCGGUGGGCUGAACGGUGUUACCAACGGUUCUCCUGCUGGACUUCCCGCAGCAGAUGAGCCGGACGCGAAGAAGGCCAAGGUCGAGAUUGAGAAGCCCGCUGUGCUGGCUGAUCGCGAAGCUGCGGCGUCUGUCCCUGGGCUAUCCGCACCAGCGCCUGCUCCAACACCGACUGCGGAGGAGUCCGACGAAGACGAGUUCGAAGACGCGUUAUGA